AUGAAUGAGCUCACCAUUUCGGAUUCCAACAGCGGCAAACAAGUUCAUCCGUAUCGAUGGGGUGUUAUUUCUGGAUGUGGACUAACAGUCGCUUGUGUGACGUACACGCUAUCGGCAUUUAUUGCUCCAGCCUUCCGGCGUGUCUGCCUACCGUUUGUUCCAGCUACGCCUGUUCAGCUGGAUAAUAUUGCAAAAAUUCUACUUGCCCAACGUAAGUCAGCCUGUAGCUCCACUUUGGGCCCCAUAGUGGAUUUGGGCAGCGGUGAUGGACGUGUGUUGAUCAACCUCAUGCAACGUAAAGACCUGGGUUUUACCCGGGGAGUUGGGGUUGAAUUGAACCGUCCGCUGAUCUGGUAUUCCCGUUGGAAUGCUUAUCGUGCGGGUAUGGGCCGCCCAUUGCUGAAAUUUCGUUGUUGUGACAUGUGGAAAGUAGAUUUAUCGGAGUUUCAAACUGUUGUCGUGUUCGGUGUAGAUUCAAUGAUGGGUGAACUGGAAAACAAGCUGCGACAGGAGCUGAAACCCAAUACCUUUGUGGUCGCCAGCCGUUUCCCGCUGCCAUCUUUGCCUUGCGCGGACUCAAUCGAGGCCGGUCCCGAUUCUGUGUAUUUUUAUCGCUUCUGAUUUCCCGGUGAUCACAAAAAACUAAAAUCUACCCAACACUCCAGCCCAUAGAAACUUUUAUUGAGCACACAUGUACUUUUUCUCAUUUUUUGAAUAUAAGGUGUGCACCUGUGAC
Messenger RNA from Opisthorchis viverrini, 736 nucleotides. RefSeq lists its product as hypothetical. Gene Ontology annotation, cellular component: mitochondrion. The coding region runs from base 1 to 621 and encodes 206 amino acids. Lineage: Eukaryota; Metazoa; Platyhelminthes; Trematoda; Opisthorchiida; Opisthorchiidae. The record is from RefSeq and is a predicted model, not a curated record. Gene Ontology annotation, molecular function: protein-lysine N-methyltransferase activity. The transcript is spliced from 3 exons. Gene Ontology annotation, biological process: regulation of mitochondrial ATP synthesis coupled proton transport; peptidyl-lysine trimethylation; positive regulation of proton-transporting ATP synthase activity, rotational mechanism.